Manihot esculenta (cassava) is the source of this 2094-nucleotide messenger RNA. Its product is annotated as phosphoinositide phospholipase C 2. The transcript has 9 exons. The coding region runs from base 353 to 2059 and encodes 568 amino acids. Lineage: Eukaryota; Viridiplantae; Streptophyta; Magnoliopsida; Malpighiales; Euphorbiaceae. The record is from RefSeq and is a predicted model, not a curated record. Gene Ontology annotation, biological process: phosphatidylinositol-mediated signaling; lipid metabolic process. Gene Ontology annotation, molecular function: phosphatidylinositol-4,5-bisphosphate phospholipase C activity.
GAGAAUUCCCUUUCUUCACUUCAUAGUUCACACCAAUAACAAGAAAUCUAUUUCCCUUCUUAUCAAGAAAAUGUGUCCUUUGAUAUAUUCAUGGAAUUACUUAGCUAUUACAGCAACUUGCUUCUCGCACUCAUUUGAAGAUGAAGGACAAGCUAGGAAUAAAAAAUACAUAUAGCUUUCUUACAAUAUGUGCAUGAGUACAGAUUCUCACUUUGCAUUAACGUCAUUGUUGAGAAUAUGUAGCCAUUUAAGUUCUCUAUCUUUCUUUCUGAAUUUAAAAGGGAAGAUACAGAUAUGGAAACCUAAACAACUCUAGAACUUGAGCUUCCCAUUUCUUUGCCUGGAGCUGACGAUGUCGACCAAGCAGUCUUUCAGGGUAUGCUUCUGUUUCAGAAGAAUAUUCAAGCUCAGGGUGCUUGAGCCUCCUAGAGAUGUCAAAAACUUGUUCGAUCAAUACUCACAGAAUGGCACCAUGAGUCUGGACGACCUGCUCAGGUUUCUGAUUGAAUUUCAAGGGGAAGAAAACGCCACAAAGAAUGAUGCGCAAGCCAUCUUCAAUAGCCUCAAGCAUCUCAACAUCUUCCAAAGAAGAGGUCUCCAGUUGGAAGCCUUCUUCCGAUAUCUCAUGAGCGAUCUCAAUGCUGCUCUCUCUCCAUCCACUGGGGUGCACCAGGACAUGAAUGCUCCACUGGCUCAUUAUUUCAUGUUCACAGGCCAUAACUCCUACUUGACUGGAAAUCAACUCAGCAGUGACAGCAGUGUUGAACCCAUCAUAAAUGCUCUAAAAAGAGGUGUGAGAGUAAUUGAGUUGGAUUUAUGGCCAAAUUCCAAAAAAGACGAUGUUGAAGUUCGCCAUGGAGGGACACUCACUUCCCCAGUAGACCUCGCCAAGUGUUUACUUGCCAUUAAAGAAAAUGCCUUCUGUGCAUCUGAAUAUCCUGUUGUGAUAACUUUUGAGGACCAUUUAACUCCAGAUCUUCAGUCCAAGGUAGCCAAGAUGAUCAUUAAAACAUUUGGAGACAUGUUGUUCUGUCUCAAAUCAGAUCAAAUGAAAGAAUUUCCUUCACCUGAAUCAUUGAAGAAAAGAGUUAUGAUAUCCACUAAACCACCGAAAGAGUAUCUUGAAACUAAGAAUAGCAAGGAAAAUGAGUCAAGGAAACCAUCAAAGAAAGAUUACCGUGAGGAUGAGAACGAUAAGGACCUCCCACAUCAGGAAGAACACAUUCCAGAUGAAGAUGAAGAGAAGACAGUUCCUGAAUACAGGAAUUUAAUUGCCAUUCAUGCAGGGAAGCUGAAAGGUUCAUUAGAAAACUGGUUACACAUUGAUUCAGACAAAGUUAGACGUCUCAGCUUGAGUGAGCAAGAACUUGAAAAUGCUGCGAGAACAAAUGGAACCGAUAUUGUCAGGUUUACUCAGCGAAAUUUGCUGCGGGUAUACCCAAAAGGGGUUCGUCUUGAUUCCUCCAAUUACAAUCCUCAUGUUGGUUGGAUGCAUGGAGCUCAGAUGGUUGCAUUCAAUAUGCAGGGCUAUGGGAAACACCUCUGGGUUAUGCAGGGGAUGUUUAAAGCCAAUGGUGGGUGUGGUUAUGUGAGAAAACCUGAUUUCUUAUUGCAACUUGGGCCAAAUAACAAGGUUUUUGAUCCCACAGAGAAAUUACCUGUAAAAACAAUUUUGCAGGUGAAAGUAUUCAUGGGUGAGGGGUGGGAUUUGGACUUUCGUCGAACACAUUUUGAUCUAUAUUCCCCACCAGACUUCUUUGUCAAACUUGCAAUAGCUGGAGCCCCAGAAGAUAAAGCUAAGAAGAAAACAAGGGUAAUAGAAGAUGACUGGCUACCAGAAUGGAAUGAGAUGUUCCAGUUCCCACUGACUGUUCCUGAAUUGGCAGUGCUCAGGAUUGAAGUCAUUGAGUAUGACACAUCAGGAAACCAUGACUUUGGAGGCCAAACAUGCUAUCCUGUAUCAGAAUUAAGAACUGGGAUUCGAUCAGUUCCAUUAUACAGUCGUAGAGGAGAAUUAUACAAGAAUGUAAAGCUCCUGAUGCAAUUUGAAUUUGCUUGAUCCUAAUGUAAUACCAUAUGAUCUUUCAUGUUGCA